UAGAUCAAAAGGGCACCAGAAAGCAGACAAAGUAAGUACGAUUUCUAAAUUUAAUUGGAAGUGGAAGAAAUGUAUACUCAAUGAUUAAACGUUUCGUUUUGUUCAAACUCGAUAUGCAGGUGUAACACAACACUGACUUCAGAGAGAGUCACGUUCCACUUCCAUGCAGCGCUCAGCGCUCAAAAUCUCGACGGUCGGUAUUGUAACACAGCACUUCUUACUUCACAGAGUCACGUUCCACUUACAGCGCUCAAGUAACUUUUUCCUAUAAACCAUAAACUCAAUUCAAUUCGCAUCGCGAGUUUGGGCUCCCUGUGUUUUCUGCCUUUACUCCUAUCCAGACUGACGGGAGGCCGCGCGCGUGCUCUGGGAACGAGAGGCUCGGCGGCAAUUUCCAAAAUGGCGGUUGCGUUUGAGCGGUGGGUAGAACCCGUAUAUUAAAGUAGGACUAGAUCGUACACAGACUAGACUGAGCACAGGCUGGAGAACUGGUUAAGGAACAGUUGAAUGUGCUCCUCGUUUUGUAAAGAAAAUGAGGUACUUCAAAGGAUCGCGACGGAGUGUUAAGAAAAGUAGCCACUCUAUGAAAGAUGACAGUAGCGCUUCUAAAACUACAGUUGAUUCAUCUGGGAAUGGACAAACACAAAGGAAAAGACCACACACUGUUGAUACUGCAGAGACGGGGCAGUCAAAAAGAUCUAAAAAGAGUAAACAGAGGUCUAGUAGCGAAAGCCUUUUAGCUACCACUGUUCAUGACCACGCAACAAAUAAGAAGGACACAAGAACAUCAAAUGAUAAUGAUCAACCCAUUGUCAAAAGGACCAAAAGGAAAGAGCAGGUUAUUCCAACUGGAUCCUUAUCUUCCUCUGAAUCAGAAGGUAGCUUGCACUUGUCAGAUCAGAGUGAUUCUUUACACAUUACUGUGUGCAAUACUGGUGAACUUGGUGAGCAAAGUGACCGCAAGUUCCUACAACAGCAAAUCAAGAUACUUAAGACACCAUUCCAGCUUGAGAAUGAUUGCCCAGGUUUAUCCAGGAUCAAAGCAAAUGAUUCAAAUCACAUGCCUUUCCAAGUUAUCCACAACACAUUGAGAAAAGUCAAUCAUAAAACAGAAGAUGAAGUUCUUCGAAGUCUUAACAGGCUUGCACAGAGAAAACUACUUGAUAGUCUGAGUGCUGUAAGACCAGAAUCCACCUCCACUACUGCUAUAUUAGAUGAGCAAUUAAAAAGAUAUAAAGAAGUCCAGGCUAGGGUAGUAAAUCUAGAAAAAGCCCAUGGUGAAAUGAUACAAGAACAUGCUCGAUGUAAGUGUAUCGGUGUUUUGGUGUCACAGAUGGAGGCAAUUGGUAAGGAAUUUAACAAAAAAGACUUGAUGGAUGAGGUCCAAAAGACUAAUGACUUUCUAGCAAACAGCAGUCCAGUGACUACCAGCAAGACCCAGGACAUGAAUAACAUAAAUGCAGGUGCCAGGCCCAGAGUGGAUACAAGUGGUUAUAUUCCCAGUACUCAUGAACAAUUAGUAAAAAUACUGUUCAAAGAUUGAUUGUGAUUUCUGCUCUAGAUACUACAUCAAAUAAAACAUUAUUAGAUUACAUUUCUAUCACUCAAGAGUUGUUUUGGACUGUAAUUUUAUUACCUCUGCAAGUCAAGAGCUCAGUGACCAAGGGGUGGAACAACUUAGCCUGCGAGCAGGCUCACGUUUGGGAAUUGAGUGCAAGUGGCGCGGGCACGUAUGUGAGAGGCGAAGCCACGAUUGUCACAGCGAGCUGCGAAGCCGCGAGAAAGUGAACUCUCUACAUGCCACUUGCAAGGAUACUUGUUGUUCCUUUUAAAAAGUGAAAGUUGUGUUUUUGUAUUACUUAUACAUCUGUAUUAGGGUCCUCCAGUUUACAUUCUGUCAGUUGUUUCACUAUGUGGUACCUCUACGGUUAUGUUACAAAGUAAGCUACAAAAUAAUGAACAUGAACUAUUUAUAAUAAAAAGAUGAAACUGUU
Messenger RNA from Orbicella faveolata, 1994 nucleotides. RefSeq lists its product as uncharacterized. NCBI's taxonomy places the organism in Eukaryota, Metazoa, Cnidaria, Anthozoa, Scleractinia, Merulinidae. The record is from RefSeq and is a predicted model, not a curated record.